This is a messenger RNA of Capsaspora owczarzaki ATCC 30864, 1450 nucleotides long. RefSeq lists its product as hypothetical. Lineage: Eukaryota; Filasterea; Ministeriida; Capsasporidae. Gene Ontology annotation, cellular component: nucleotide-excision repair factor 1 complex. Gene Ontology annotation, molecular function: damaged DNA binding. Bases 120 to 1385 code for a protein of 421 amino acids. Gene Ontology annotation, biological process: UV-damage excision repair; nucleotide-excision repair involved in interstrand cross-link repair; base-excision repair. The transcript is spliced from 3 exons. The record is from RefSeq and is a predicted model, not a curated record.
GUUGCAAAUCCUGUCGACUCAGAAAGUGGUCGAAAACCUUCGCAUCUGCAUUUUUCACCAGAAACAACAAAACAACAUCCUGUGACUUGGCAUUCCCCCGACGCCUCAACUGUGGAGCAAUGGCGAGCUUGCUACCGGCCGAUGUAGCGCGUGCGGAGCGAAACCGUUUGCGCGCGCUGGAACUCCGACAAGCAAGACUGUCGGCGAGACAAGUGAUGGGCGACGCAGAUGGCCCAGCGUCAUCAGUGGCGCACGCGGGAGCGACAUCCCCAUGGUCGACUGCGGGCGCGAUUCAGACUGCGCAGCAGCGUGCAUCGUGGCCGUCAUCGAACGUUGCGGGUCUGACUGGUGGUGGUGGUAGUGGUAGUAAUAGCGGGAAGGUCGUCGAUGUUCCGGUCAAGGCAGACUACUUUCGCGAUUCUCGCGCGGGAUACAUGCUGCCAGACCCCGAACGGCAGCGCAAGAUUGAAGAGCGCAAGGCCAAGCACCAGAAAGCACGUCUGGACCAACAGGAGGCCAUUCGGAAGCGAAGAGUCGCUCUGCUCGCCGCAGUCGAGGCGAUUGCACGUAAUGGCAAGACAGCCGCGACGACUCCUGUUGCCACAGACGCGACCACAGUGGUGGCAGAAGCAGGACUGCAGGGUCGAGACUUGGCUUCCGUCGAAGCAGAGCUGAAAGCACUCACCGAUCUCGAGAGCGAGGUCUGGACGGAUUCUGGCGACGAGGUUGCGGUCGUGUCGGGAGUCGAUCAGCCAGCACCAUCCGUAGAUCAGCCAGCACAAUCAGCAGAUCAGCCAGCACCGAUCGAAGAACAUGCAUUCAUUCCUGAGCCGGAGGGUGCUCCCGAGUUUGGAACUCCAUGUGUCGAGUGCAACGACGUCUUCUUUGAGUCAUUCCUGUCCAAGAAUUUCAAGCUCAACGUGUGCAACACGUGCCGGGGAGCCGAUCAGGACGAAAAAUACGCGCUGAUCACAAAGAGUGAUGCACGAAAGCUCUACCUGCUCGCGGACGAGGAUUUCCUCGGGCAUAACAACAUGUUUUUGCCCUUCAUCACCAAGAAAAACCCGCGCCACGCCAGCUGGCAUGAGAUGCAACUCUAUUGCAUCGCCCAAGUCGAGGCCGUUGCCUUCAAAAAGUUUGGAGGCGAGGAGGGUCUGGAGCGCGAGAUGGAACGCCGACAGCAGGUGCGCGAAGACCAGCAGCAGCGCAAGUACGACAAGCAAAUGCGCGAAUUGCGCAAAGCAACCAACGCGGGAACGUGGGUCAAACAGCAAAAGAUUCAUCGCCACGAAUUUCCGCCAGAAAGCGAAGUGUAUGAUCAAGCCAACGACAACUGGACAAAAACUUGCGCGUGUGGGCACAGUGUGACGUUUGAAAAGAUGUAAUCCUGUGGCAACACGACGCACACACACACAAACACAAAAACCAAUACACAACAAAACAAAAGCCC